This is a messenger RNA of Stylophora pistillata, 1724 nucleotides long. RefSeq lists its product as uncharacterized. NCBI's taxonomy places the organism in Eukaryota, Metazoa, Cnidaria, Anthozoa, Scleractinia, Pocilloporidae. The record is from RefSeq and is a predicted model, not a curated record. Gene Ontology annotation, molecular function: protein binding.
CAAGAGAGCCACCAAACUCUGUACACCCAUCAAGUAAUCAGAGAAGCUUUCCGCCGCGUUUGCAAGAUAUCCUGACCUCGUUAUGUGUAUUUUCCUCGAGGGAAGGCUUGAAAAUGGAAGAUGUAAUGAACGUCAGUUUUUCAGACACCUUCUUGCGGUUCUUUGCGCACAGCUCUGGGUAUUGGCCAGGUUUGAUCAAGGCCACGACAAAUGAGUUUCGACUAAAUGAAGUGGUGACUCUGACGAACUUCCAGGCAAACAACGGCUCACGGUUUGACUUGCAGAUAAUUCUCCUUGUGCUUAGCUUGCACAGCGGAGCCUCAAAGCUGCAAAAAGAGUCUUUCAUGACUGCAAUCAAUAAGACCUCUACAGGGAUUGUGAAACUUAUUCAAAAAGAAAAUAAAGAUACAGUUGUCAUAAACAAAACAAAGCCAGUUCUUUUGAAUAUCUUAGGAGCGAUGUAUCGCGGCUUAGGGUAUCCUUACCGAUCGAAGGACCUUCAUGAGCUCGCAUUUAAUUUUUAUCGCACAAAUUUCACAAGCAACAGCAAACGAGAACACAAUACAAGCAGCGAUGACGACAAAGAGGUUUCCUUAGGCAAGGCAAGCACGCUACAUAAACUCGGAAUCGUUUACCGUUACUUAGGUAACCUAGCUAUUGCUCAGUCUGCGCAUGAAUGGUCGCUAAGGUUACUAGAGAGGUUACUCGGAGACCACCGUGUAUACAUUUCAGGCUCACUUCUUAACUUAGCAGUAGUUUAUAGCCACCUUGGGAAGUACCAAGAUGCACUGCAGUUGCAUAAUCGCUCACUGAUCAUGCUGCAAGAGAUAUAUGGCCCAAGUCACGCAAGGGUUGGGAGGCUUUACACCACUAUUGGAACUGUCCAUUAUAGGCUUGGAGACUUCAGUAACGCCAUACACCACACAGAACGUGGAUUGCAAAUACUUGAGGACUUUCACGGAGAGUUGCACCCUCACGUGGCCGAGGCACUGAAUUUUCUCGGAUUUAUGUAUAGAGACCAAGGAAAUUUAAGCAAGGCUAAGAUGGUUCUGGAACGCUCCUUGUCUAUCAAAGAAAAAGUGUUUGAUUCGGAGCACUUUAUACUUGGCGAGGCUUUAAAUGAUCCAAGGGUAGUGUACACUCGCUUGAAUGAAGGUAAAAAAGCCAAGAUGGUCUUACAAAGAGCUUUGCAUAUCUUCAAUCGCACCUGGGGCGAACGGCAUGCUGCAGUUGCGACGGCAAUGAACAGUUUAGGAGCCGCUCACAGCGCCUUGGGGGAGCUCAAACAGGCGAUUUUUUUACACAAGAGAGCCCUAAACAUCCUCCUUCGAAAGGACACGAGUGCCAACUUGGAGCACUUGAUCGCAGAGACAAGACAGCUCCUUGGCAACGCUUACUUAGCAACAGGAAGUCUCGAAGAUGCAAAAGACAUGUAUCGACUUUCGUACACAGGAUUUACUAAAAUUUACGAUUCAUAUCACUGGAGAGUUCAAAGUGUUUUGAAGAGCCUCAACUCUUUAGGGCAUGUUUUAAACAAAUCCUGUGCGACAAAAGCUUUCUAUUUUAUAAUUAGUUUAAGCGCUUUUUCUGCAAUCAUCCUAGGUAAAAAGGUUCAUCACACUAGAACAACUUAUUUAAGCGUAUAAAGUUAAGAAAGUUUCUAAAGAAGCUGUGGUGCUGCGUCGGUGGGGAAGUGUACCAAGGUCUAGUCAUUUUGUUUUUAU